Messenger RNA from Mercurialis annua (annual mercury), 1812 nucleotides. RefSeq names its product endo-1,4-beta-xylanase 4-like. Gene Ontology annotation, biological process: carbohydrate metabolic process. The coding region runs from base 1 to 1707 and encodes 568 amino acids. The record is from RefSeq and is a predicted model, not a curated record. Gene Ontology annotation, molecular function: hydrolase activity, hydrolyzing O-glycosyl compounds. Lineage: Eukaryota; Viridiplantae; Streptophyta; Magnoliopsida; Malpighiales; Euphorbiaceae. The transcript has 7 exons.
AUGUUUCAGCCUCUGCUACAAUGGUGCAUUGUUCUUCUAAUAGGAGUUAAUGCUUAUGCUUUACCUUACGAUCACACGGCUUCCGUUGAGUGCUUGGCAGAACCACAUAGAGCUCAAUAUAAUGGAGGAAUAAUUAAGAAUCCAGAGUUGAAUUAUGGAUUAAAAGGAUGGUCCAAAUUUGGAAAUUCAACAGUAGAGCACAGACAAUUAAGAAGCAACAAUUUUAUUGUAGCUCAUAAUAGAGUUAAUUCACAUGACAGCUUCUCUCAGGAUGUUUCUCUUCUGAAGGACAUGUUUUACACAUUUUCCGCAUGGAUACAAGUAACCAGGGCAAGUGCUACAGUAAAAGCUGUAUUCAAAACAAAGAACGGUUACCAAUUUGCUGGUGAUGUUAUUGCUAAGCCCAGUUGCUGGUCCAUGAUUAAAGGUGGGCUAACUGUAGAUGAAUCAGGCCCAGCCCAACUCUAUUUUGAGAGUGAUGACACAUCAGUUGAGAUAUGGGUGGAUAGCAUCUCAUUACAGCCAUUCACUGAGCAAGAGUGGACAUCUCAUCAAGAUCAAAGCAUUGAAAAGAAUCGCAAGGAAAAAGUGAGAAUUCAAGCAGUGGAUAAACAGGGAAACAUUUUACCAAAUACAAAAAUCUCCAUAGAACAAAAGAAAGUAAGCUUCCCAUUCGGAUGUGCAAUAAACAAAAACAUUCUCUCAAAUCCACCUUAUCAAAAAUGGUUCACUUCAAGAUUUACCGUUACGGUUUUCGAAAACGAAAUGAAAUGGUACAGCACGGAAAUAACCCGAGGCAAAAUAGAUUACGCCGUGCCCGAUUCCAUGAUGCAAUUCGCCAAGAGCAACAAUAUCGCGGUCCGUGGCCAUAACGUGUUAUGGGACGAUCCGACCCGUCAACCAAGUUGGGUCAACGCCCUUUCGCCGACCGAUUUAAAUAAAGCCGUUGUCGACCGGGUAAAUUCGGUCAUGACCAAGUAUAAAGGACAAUUGAUUGGUUGGGAUGUGGUGAAUGAGAACAUGAAUUAUAAUUACUUUGAGAGCAAGUUAGGGCAAAAUGCUUCUUCAUUUUUGUAUAACUUGGCUAGCAAGGCAGAUGGGGGCGCUACAUUGUUUUUAAAUGACUAUAAUACCAUUGAGAAUAGUGGAGGGGGGGCUUCGUCACCGGCUAAUUAUAUUCAAAAAUUGAAUUUGAUUAAGGGCUAUCCUGGAAAUGGACUUUUGAAAAUGGGGAUCGGACUUGAAUCUCAUUUUAGUACUCCAAAUAUUCCUUAUGUUAGAGCUUCUAUUGAUACUCUUGCUGCUACAAAUGCUGCUGUUUGGCUUACAGAAGUUGAUGUUCAAAGUGGCCCCGAUCAGGCAAAAUACUUGGAGCAAAUUUUAAGAGAAGCACAUUCUCAUCCGAAAGUUGCCGGAAUCGUAUUAUGGUCAGCAUGGAGCUCGACAGGAUGCUACCGUAUGUGUUUGACCGACAACAAUUUCAAGAAUUUGCCUACCGGAGAUGUCGUCGAUAAGCUAUUAGGAGAAUGGGGCGGUAAGCCAAUUGAAGGCACGACUGAUAGUAAUGGAAUCUUUGAAACUUCACUUUUCCAUGGAGAUUACAUUGUGAAGAUGACAAACCCUAAUUCUUUGACUAACCUUAAGGUUUCUUCUUCAACUAAUAAUGGUGAAGAUAAAAAGCCAUUGUUUCUCCAAGUUAAAGUUUGAGUAUGAAUUCUAAUUGUUGUUGCUAAAUUUUGUAGCUAUUUGGGAUAUUUUCAUUUAAAUCGAAAAAUUUGGUUAAUUAUCAUUAAGGUGUUCGAUCCUUUAAUU